CCUCUGCGCAGAGUCCGGGGCAGGCUUGAGGGCCGAGGACGCCGGUUCUCCAGGGCCGGUGCUGCGGAGCCCGUGCUCAUGGCGUCCGAUCGGCUGCGCAAGGUCAAGUACCAAGGGGGCAGUGGCUCCUACCCCAGCAAGCGCAGCUGCCGGGAGCUCGAGGCCGCCGCCGCCGCCGCUUCCUCCUUCUCCUCCUCCUCUCCUUCCUCCUCCUCCCCUUCCUCCUCCUCCUCCAGGACCUCCCCAGCCGCUUUGGACGCCAAACCUCCCCCUCCUCCCGGCUCCCCCCGACAAGGCAAGGGCAGGCCCCCCGGGAGAGGGCCCCGCGGCAAGGAAAAAGUGACCCCCAAACACGUACCUGGCUGGAAGCCCCGCGACCCUCUUGGCCAAUCCAACUCUUCUGAUUCCCCAGGUGCAGGUGGGGCUCGCGGCCGCCCCCUGCUCGGCGAGAGGACCGAGGGCCUCCCCUCUCCCCCGCCUGGCGGGCCCUGCGUGCGAGAAAUGUGCACCUUACGGCGCGGAGCUUCCCGCCGCAGGGUUGAUCCCAAGGAUGAAUCCUAUAGCUCUGAGCUUGCAGCUGAAGCUCCAAGUCAUAAUAAUUCUGUGGAGGAAGCAGGGGUGACCCAGAAGACAAGGAGGAGAGUCAAAGACCAGGGGUCUACAGUGAUUUACCUGAAGGCCCUCCAGGGCAUUUUGGGGAAAUCCAUACCAAGAAAGAAGAAGAAAGAGGCUGUGGAGCCAGAGCAAAACCAAGAUGCCAGCCCCAGAAGCAGAGAAGGACCUGACAAGAAGAGCGGUGGGGUUUCCCUUCCAGUUAAGGAAAAGCAGUUUCAUCUGCCAGAAAGUAGCCGGGAGGAAGAUGAAGCUGCCACAGCAAGUCUCGGCAGCAUCACGACAGUUAGGGACUCUGAAAGCACCUUGGGUAAAAAGCCACCUGGGAACCUGAGGACAGUUGCAGAAAAAAGCAGAGAGUCCUACUCAGAAGAACAGAGGCCUAAAGAGAGGGAGGUGGUGAUAGAAAAUCCUUCUUCAGAAAGCGAUUGGUCAGAUAUGGAAGAUAUUCCCACCAUGGGGUUCUCCCAAGAGGAUUCUGUUUCUUUGAACAUCUCUGUAGUUUCAGAACCUUCAUCUUCCAGUACUGAUUAUGUCAUGUACCCAGCGCACUUGUACGGCAGUCCCUGGUGUGACUAUGCUGGUUACUGGGCUGGCAGCCCCAAGCCUUUCUGUUAUCCCACCACCAACAGUAUUGGCGAUGCUUUGAACGUAAUGGGAAGAAAUAAGAGCCAGCUCAGUGAUUGCUCUGCUGAGAUUGCUAACAGCAACUGUAGGAAUGCCGCUGAGGACGGGGAAGUGGUGGAAGGGAGGCCCCCUAAGUCCUCUCAGACAUGGGAACAAGAGAAGGUGGGGGAGAAAAGGACAUUCCGUGAAGAGGUGCCUGGCUUUUCUCGAGAGCACACGUCCGGCUCCUCCUACCAGGGAGGCUGGGGGUGCCAAGGUUCCGUGGGCUUCAUCGAUACCCACUGUCACUUGGACAUGCUUUAUUCCAGGUUGUCAUUCCAAGGAACUUUUUCAAAAUUUAGAAAGAUUUAUAGCAGCUCCUUCCCAAAAGAAUUUCAAGGUUGUAUAGCUGACUUCUGUGAUCCUCGUACCCUCACGGAUUACCUAUGGGAGGAUCUGUUGAAAGAGGACCUUGUCUGGGGGGCCUUUGGUUGUCACCCUCAUUUUUCCCGAUACUACAAUGAACGUCAAGAAAGAAAUCUCCUUCAGGCUUUGAGGCAUCCCAAGGCUGUUGCAUUUGGAGAAAUGGGACUGGAUUAUUCUUAUAAAUGUACUUCUCCUGUCUCAGAUCAGCGAAAGGUAUUUGAAAGGCAAUUGCAAUUGGCUGUGGCUUUGAAGAAACCCUUAGUGAUACACUGCCGAGAAGCAGACGAAGAUUUACUCUCGAUUAUGAAGAAAUUUGUGCCUGUUGAUUAUAAAAUCCAUAGGCACUGCUUCACUGGUAGCUAUUCUGUCAUUGAGCCCCUGCUGAAGCACUUUCCCAACCUCUCCGUGGGAUUCACGGCGCUUGUCACCUAUUCUUCUGCCUGGGAAGUCAGGGAAACGUUGAAACAGAUCCCUUUGGAGAGGGUCAUCGUGGAAACGGACGCUCCCUACUUCCUCCCUCGGCAGGUCCCCAAGAGCCUUUGCCAGUAUGCCCACCCAGGUCUGGCCCUUCACACAGUUCGAGAGAUUGCUAAGGUCAGAGGUGAGCCACUCUCCCAGACCUUGGCCACCUUGCGACAGAAUACCAGCCGCCUUUACAGCCUUUAAGAGAAGGCAGGGGACCUUAGGGUUUUCAGCAAUCUGCCCCAAGUUGUAUUUUCUAAAAUUCUGUCUGCAUUUUUUCCCAGUACAGAGAAUGUAAACAUAGGAGAUUACCCUUUAAGCCAGAUUUGCCUUGAGGUGAACUUUGGUGGCUCGGGGCCUUUCUCUUCCUCCCCUCACACUUUCAGGGAGACCCAGCCACAGGGCCCCGCGGGCCAUCCCAUCACACAGUGUGCUCGGACUGUGACAGGGCUGUCUGGAAAACCUGGAGGGUGGUGUGUCGGGGAGGGGGCUUUCUUAGCAGCUUCCCUGGCCCGGAGCUGUCAGGGUAAACAGGAAGCUGGCUUGCACCUGGGGGGAGGGGAGCCUGCCCCUGCCAGGGGAGAGAAGGUCGGGGACCGGAUCUCUCUGCACUGUAGUCCGUGGUUAAGCAGCAUGAAGUUUUUCAAUAAAGUCAUCUUCGUAAUCAGGCGUGUUGGGUAAUGUCGCUGAUUUUCUGUUUGAAACACACUUCCAUAGGAGCGUCCUCCUGUGGGAAAUGAACUCUGUGCCACUGUUUGGAGGCUUGGCUUCUCCUCCUGCUCUACUGAUAGGCCUAUGAGAGCGGCCUCAGAUAAGAUGCCGCUUUGGGUCUGUGUUUGGUUCUCUCUGGGCUCAGGUAUUGAUGGCCAGUCGCAGUCGGCUUGGCUAGGAGACCCUGGGAGGACACCCCCCAGGUUUUGCAUGGCAGGAGCCCCAAGGGUGAGUUUUGGGCAAAUUUUAAAGUGGUUGAGUCCAGUUCUCCAUAGUGUCUGUCAAUUGGGAUCAUUUUGGAUUGCCUUGGCCUCCAAUUCCCACCUUUUUCAUGGAAUACUUAUUGGACUAGUAAUGGGGAUGAAAGGCAUCUUCCGUUCAGUCUGCCUAUGGCAAGUGCAUUUUGUUCUCCUCAGAUUGAGUGGUGAAUAACUUCUCCAGAUGUUUGUGUCUUCUCGGUGUUUUUUUCCAUG
Messenger RNA from Sarcophilus harrisii (Tasmanian devil), 3290 nucleotides. It is a transcript of the gene TATDN2, whose product is annotated as TatD DNase domain containing 2. NCBI's taxonomy places the organism in Eukaryota, Metazoa, Chordata, Mammalia, Dasyuromorphia, Dasyuridae. The record is from RefSeq and is a predicted model, not a curated record. The coding region runs from base 79 to 2310 and encodes 743 amino acids. The transcript is spliced from 7 exons. Gene Ontology annotation, molecular function: hydrolase activity, acting on ester bonds.